GAGGAGGAGGAGGAGAGCUCAGGAGAUGAGAGGGACACAUCUGUUCAGAGAGACAGAGAAGGAGGGAGUGAAGGACAGAGUGGGAGAGCCAACUCAAGAGAAAAGCCUGAGAGUUUUAAGGACAGAGAGAAGUCUGCAGACGUUCCUGGUUGUUCCUCAUCCCCUGAUCCGCUGAAGAUGGAAAUCAAAACAUUUCCUCCUGGAUGAGGACGAAGCUUUUCCUUCGUCUUUAAUGUUUUGCAUGUCAUCAGUAUGAAGGUGCUACAGUGGACAGUGCUUACGUUCAGCCUGUGUGGAUACAAGUGGGCGGUGUCUGUUCCACUGUCCCCGCCCAUUGUCUCAUUAACACCGGAAACCCCUCCCCCUGUUACGCCCACAGUGGAUGAAAGCGCAAGGCUAGUGGACUGGCUUAUGAAGUAUGGCUACCUGCCUCCUCCUGACCCAUCCACUGGUCAACUUCAGGCCUGGACUGCAGUCACACAUGCUCUGAAGGCCAUGCAGAGAUUUGCUGGAUUACAUGAUACUGGAGAACUGGAUGUGGAGACACUGAGACUGAUGCAGACUCCUCGCUGUUCACUUCCUGAUGCUGAAGGCAGAGGCCAGAUCAAUGAGUCAGACUCAGAUAGUGAACUUCAAGGCCAGAGGGUGAAGAGAGAUGUCUUGAGCUGGGCUCAGAGAAACAUCAACUGGAGAUUGCGUACAUACCCCACUUCCUCUGCUUUGUCGAAUGAAAUGUUUCGUUCUCUGGUCUUCUACGCUCUGAAAGUGUGGGCAGAACCAACAGCUCUUGAAUUUCACGAGGUUGGAGGACCAGAUGGGGCGGAUCUCCUGAUUGAUUUCUUGUAUGGUUCACAUGGUGAUGAAUAUCCUUUUGAUGGAGCGGGUGGAGCCGUUGGCCACGCCUUCUUUCCUUCGGACCCGGACAGGGCUGGUGAAGUUCAUUUGGAUGCAGAGGAGGAGUGGGCAUUCAGACAGCCAGCCUCUGAAGGCACGGAUGCAUUCACGGUGCUGGUGCACGAGCUCGGCCAUGCUCUCGGACUCUCCCACUCCUCAGCACGGGGGUCUGUUAUGAGGCCGUAUUACCAAGGGCCCCUGGGAGACCCGCUCCACUUCAGCCUGGGAUCUCCUGACCGAGAGCACAUCACAGCUCUCUAUGGUAAGAGGGGUGACCAACUACAGACAGUCAGUCCUCCUCCAGAGGCAGAAGCCAAAUUGAAACAUCCACACAGACUCAUACACAUGAACCGACACACACACCUUCACCUGGACAGUCCUUCUGUGGAUCGCUGCAACACCAGUUUCGAUGCGGUUGCAAAAAUCCGAGGAGAAACGUUUUUCUUCAAAGGUCUGAGUAUGUGGAGGGUGAACCGCGGAGGUCUGGUGUCUCGAAAAGCCGUGUCCGUGCGGAAACUCUGGGCCGCUCUGCCCACAUCUCUGCCCCCUCUGAGGGCCGUACUGGAGAGGCAUGAGGAUCACGCCAUCAUCUUCAUUAGUGGUUCUCAGUUUUGGCUGUUUAAGGAUCUGUCUCUGCAGAACGGUUUCCCCCAGCCGCUCUCCACUCUGAAUCCCACAGACUCGGAUGGAGAGAAACAUGGUGUGCACUGGGACCCUGAUAAAGGAGUGGUGUGGGGGUUGGGAGGAGAGGGAGGAGAGAGCGGUGAGGUGUGGGCGGAGCUCAUUCAACGAGGAGUGAACGGAAUUAUUACAGACAACAAUGGUUCGCUCCUCCUAUUCAAAGGCUCUCACUAUUGGAAAUUUGCUCGCCCAGGCUCGGCCCCUGAGGCUGGCUUUCCCCGACCUGUGUCCUCAGAUUGGUUGAACUGCCCAGACCCCUCCCCUCAUCACCCUGGUGAUAUCGCUCUGAUGUCCACUGUCGGUCAGAAGGAUCUUCGAGAGAGAAAAAAGGAAGGAGCUUUGGAGCAGAUCAGGCGUAGGGACAAAACCACAGCAAGACAUACAGACAAUCCUGAGGAAUGUCCCUGCUUCAACAGCGCAGCGCUAGCUAGCACCAGUCUGCAUUUCCUGACGAUUAGCCUGCUCUUACACACUCUUUUCCCGACACACUCACAUCCUGUUCACCUUUAGAUAUAUUUUUAUGUAAUUUUUAAAUCAACUGUCCAGUUUCAGUGAGCCUGAGAUGCUUUUCUGCUCACCACGUUGGCUAUUUGAGUUACUGUAGCCUUUCUGUCAGCUCCAACUAGCCUGGAAGCAUAGAAGCAUAUAAGCAUGUCUUUGGACUGUGGGAGGAAACCGGAGCACCCAGAGGAAACCCUCCAAGCACGGAAAACAUGCAAACUCCACACACACAGUGACCAGGGGGAAGACUCGAACCCAGGCCACAUUUAUAGUAUCGAUUAAAGAUUAAUGAAUUAAACACACUCCCAAUUAAAACCACAGUUUUAUUGUUAAUUCAAUUCUCUCUCUCUCUCUCUCUCUCUCUCUCUCUC
Hemibagrus wyckioides is the source of this 2447-nucleotide messenger RNA. It is a transcript of the gene mmp17b, whose product is annotated as matrix metallopeptidase 17b. Gene Ontology annotation, molecular function: zinc ion binding; metalloendopeptidase activity. Gene Ontology annotation, biological process: proteolysis; collagen catabolic process; extracellular matrix organization. The record is from RefSeq and is a predicted model, not a curated record. Gene Ontology annotation, cellular component: extracellular matrix. Bases 253 to 2085 code for a protein of 610 amino acids. NCBI's taxonomy places the organism in Eukaryota, Metazoa, Chordata, Actinopteri, Siluriformes, Bagridae. The transcript has 12 exons.